AUGAGUGGAGGAAGAGUUUCGAAGACAUUAGAUGCAAAUAAAGGAAAGAUUGGAGGCUGGGUUGCAAAGAAGUUAAGAUUAAAUAAAAUAGGGCUCAUAAAUAAAGCAUCCAAUUUGGUUGCGACUGAGUCAGAAAAUGCUUUAGGAAAGGACGAUGAGUUUGCAAAACAUGCAAAAGACUUUAAUGACCAGAUGAAAGGUGAAACAAUGCAUUUAAAUAGAGUCGAUGGAACUCUUCCUCCACCAGCAGUUCUUCCGUAUGGUCCCUAUGGAAUGUAUGGAAACCCUUACGAAAGACCAUUUGACCCAUUGACUGGUGGAAGUAACUGGUAUCAUUACGGACGAAGAAGAAAGACAGUCAAGUUGGAGACAGACGUGAAGAAAGCAACUAAAAAGAAACCAAGGAAGAGAGUUAUAAAGCAAUGA
Molecule: messenger RNA, 426 nt
Organism: Trichomonas vaginalis G3
Lineage: Eukaryota; Parabasalia; Trichomonadida; Trichomonadidae
Product: protein of unknown function, DUF4107 family
Exons: 1
Coding region: 1-426 (141 amino acids)
Source: RefSeq, a predicted model, not a curated record